AUGUCUCGCCCGUUUGCCGUCCCGCCGCCCGGCGUCUGGGUCCCUGCCGUCACCCUCUUCGACCCGGAUACCGACCGACUGCUUGCCGACGACCAGGCCCGCUACUUUGCCCACCUCGCCUCCACCGGCAUCACCGGUCUGGUCGUCUUGGGCUCCAACGCCGAGACCUUUCUGCUCACCCGCGACGAGCGCCGCGCCACGCUGCAGACGGCCCGCGCCGCCGUGGGACCGGACUUCCCCAUUAUGGCGGGCGUCAGUGGGCACAGCACGGCCCAGGUGCUUGAGUUUCUCGAGGACGCGCACGCUGCCGGAGCCAACUACGGCCUGCUGCUGCCGCCGGCCUACUUUGGAGCCAAGGCCAGCUCGCCGGCCGUGCUGGCCCGCUUCUUCGACGAGGUGGCCGCCAAGACGCCGCUGCCACUGGUCAUCUACAAUUUCCCCGGGCUGACGGCCGGUGUCGACCUCGACUCGGAUGCCAUUGCCGACCUGGCCCGUCGUCACCCGGGCGUUGUCGUGGGCGUCAAGCUGACUUGCGGGUCCGUGGCCAAGGUGACGCGGCUGGCCGCCGAGCUGACGCCGGCCCAAUUUACCGUCUAUGGCGGCCAGGCCGAUUUUCUGGUCGGGGGGCUGGCGUCGGGCAGCGGCGGCUGCAUCACGGCCUUUGGCAACGUCUUCCCGAAAACAGUUGUGCGCAUCUAUGAGCAGUGGACAGGCAUCUCGGCCAAGGCGCCGGCCACGGGUGCGCCCGAAACAAAGGACACGCGAACCGCCGACGCGCGCGAAGCCGACCGUGCGGCCGCCCUCGCCCUCCAGCACAAGGCUGCCCUCGCCGAGCGGCCCUGCAAAAGCGGCAUUGCCACCACAAAGUACGCCGCCAGCUACUUCACUGCCCCGCUGGCCGGCAUCCAGGACGCCGAGGCCAAGCUGCGGCCGCGCCGGCCGUAUCUGGAGCCAUCAGACGCGGAAAAGGCGCGUUGCCGGGAGUUGAUGGCUGACGUGGCCGCGAUUGAAAAGUCGUUGUAG
Sporothrix brasiliensis 5110 is the source of this 1023-nucleotide messenger RNA. RefSeq lists its product as uncharacterized. Gene Ontology annotation, molecular function: 4-hydroxy-tetrahydrodipicolinate synthase activity. The transcript has a single exon. NCBI's taxonomy places the organism in Eukaryota, Fungi, Ascomycota, Sordariomycetes, Ophiostomatales, Ophiostomataceae. The record is from RefSeq and is a predicted model, not a curated record. The coding region runs from base 1 to 1023 and encodes 340 amino acids.